This is a messenger RNA of Stylonychia lemnae, 2643 nucleotides long. The record is from the annotation of a GenBank genome assembly. NCBI's taxonomy places the organism in Eukaryota, Ciliophora, Spirotrichea, Sporadotrichida, Oxytrichidae.
AUGAUAGUUAAGAAAAGAGUGAAUUACGGAGAAAUUUAAUCUAAUGAUCCUGAAUUUGAAAAGAAAGUUAGACAUAUGGACAUUGAUAUGAACAAGGUGAAGAAAUAAAUACUCAAUAAGCCACAAUCUAUGAAUAGGCAAUAGUAAUCUAAUCAGCUAUCAAGAAAUAUCUCUGCUAGCAGAUUAAAUAACAAUAGCUAGCAUAAUGUUUCAAAGGGAAGUUCCAAUUAUACCAGACCUGGUUCAGAACUGAAAAAUUAUAAGCAACCUUUAAAUAAGUUUGCUCCAACUAAGCCUCUCAAAAAUUCUUAAAAUUUGAACAAGAAUUUAGAAUAGCAGUUUGAGGACACUUUGGAUAUCUCUUAAGCUAACUAAAACACUACCUUGCUUCCUUAGAAUUGCUCAUAAGAUUCUGAUUAGUUGCUGUCAUCACAACUUACUCAACAGAUUAAUCAGUAGAAGAUAAUGUUUCCCUAUGAUAUUUGUGGAGAAUAUUACGAAAUUGAAAGGAAAAUAAGAGUUGAUGCUAAUACUUUCACACCCUAUUUAGAAUAGAUCACUGAGACUGAGAAUAAUUAUGUAAAAAGUGUAUAUUUUGUGGAAAGACGAUAAGAUCUUAAAAAAGGAUAAGAUGGAAUAGGGAAAUAAAUAUAAGUGAAGAAAAAGUAAAAAUAAGGCUAAGGCUUAGGAAUUUCCUUAGGAAGUGCAAAUUCAUCUCUCAUAAACCCUUCAAUAAUUUCUCAAUAGCCUAUAGAUAAGUCAAUGAAUAAUUAUGAAUCACAGCAAUUAUUUGAAGAUAAGAGUAGAUUAGAUAGUAAUCUUGAUGAGCUGAUCAGUAAUUUGAAUUAGCAAGAUUAAGAUAAGAAUAAAGAGAUAGAAGAUGUACUGAUUUAGAUUGAAAAUUUAAUUGAUCACGAUACAAAGCUUCUUGAAUUUAGAUGUUAUUCAGAAAUACCUUUCUUAGUAAAAUCCAAGUAAAGUACUGAAGCAUUAGCAAAUAAGCUUAAACUUUAGAUUAAACUUUUAGAAUCACAAAAUCUAACCUAAAAUGGAGAACUAUAACUAAAAACACAAGAAUUCUAAAGAGAAAAAUUAAAAGAAAUAGAAUUUAUAUAUGAAUAGAACGGCUAAACAAAUUUGAUGGAUUUAAGUGAAAUAGAUUAAGUAGUAGCAUCAAUUUAAGAACAGAUUGUCUAAAAUUAGUUGGGUGUUAAGAGAGAAGAGGAGUAUUUAUAGAUGUAUGUAUUUUCUUCUAAUGAGCAUAUUAAGCAGAUUUCUGAAAUUGCAGGUCUGUAAGAUAAUUUAGAUUAGGAGUUGCUUAUUCUUCAAUCUGAGUUAGCCAAAGAAUAAAAGCACGAAUAGGAGUUGUUAAAGGAGAAAAAGUCUCAGUCAAUGUUUUAAUAAGGUUAUCAAAGUGAGAUCAAUAUAGCAUUAGAAGAAAUUCAGAGUAUUUAAAACUUAUCAAACUCUCAUAAAUCAAAGUUUAACUAGAUAUUAGAUUAGUCAAAAGAGGUAAACUAACAAAAACAAAGCCUAAUAUAAUAACUAGAAUAAGAAUCACAAUAAUUGAAAUCUGAACAAAAACCAUUAAAAGAAUAAAAUGAAGAGAUGCUUUCUACUCGAAAGAUUGGAAGAGAAUUUGAUGAAUGCAAAAAUUUAGUACCUUCGAUAGAUGAUAAAUUAGAUUAAUAUUUUGAAGGUCCUUACCACACUAUGAUUGAAGAUCCAAGUUAUCUCAGUUACACCUUUGAUGGCUUAUAUGGAAUGGAAUAAAUCAAGUAAUUUUAAGAGGAUUAGUAAAGAAAGUAGCUAGAUAUUUAGACUCAUGAAACUGAGUAAAAUUAAAGCUCCAAUGAAAUAUACAGUAUUGAAAAUCAGGAACACAUCAAUAACAUGUUAACGACAAUAAAGGAUCUACUAUAGAAGGAAGAAAUCCAUUCAUAAAACUUAGAUGAAUAAAUUUAGAAUGACAAUCAAUAAUUAAGACUUAUAAAUGAGGAGAUGAAACCAAUAAAUGAUAAGAGACUAGAAGAAAUCCUCAUUAAAUAGCAAGAGAUCAAUGACUUAGAGACUCAAAUAAAGCAUUUAGAAAAGUAAAUAGAUUAAUAAAUGCCAGGUCUAUUAAAUGACUUUGACUUAAAGGAAUUUUAUGAGAAUUAUGACCUUCAAAAUAAUAAACUCGAAGAUACUCUCGAUUUUCUUAAGAAAAUAGUUUAUGAUAAAAAAUUUUAGAAAAAAGAGUUAGAAGCUGAGUAAAGGAGGAAGGAUUAAUAGAUAGAGGAGCUGGAAAUAUUGACUGGCAGAGACAAGAAAGUUAUUAAGGAGGUACUCAUUGAUAAGAUCAGGGAAAAUAAGGUUGAUGAGAUAAUGGAGUAAAUUAGUGAGAAUUCACCAGUGCCUAUCACCAAGAUAUCUGAUAAUUACUACGAAUAUGGAACAAGAAAAAUUUAUGUAAAGAUGGAAAAUGUAUCAGAAAUUUCAAAUCCAUUUAUAGAUAACGAAGAUUUCGAGCCAUAAGUUAGCUAGCAGCUAUUAGUCAGAGAUAGAGGUGGAUAAUAUAUAGAUAUCAACCUGUUUAUCUAAAAAUACGAAGCUGAAGAAUAUGAAAGGAUUUAGUCUGGAUAAACCAGGUAUGAUUUUUGA